AUGGCAAUUCCCCAUUACGGCGUCUGGGUUGGCAAGCCCACCAGAUACAGAGCUGAGACUGCCCGUCAGGACUCCAGAUCUCCCCACAUUUACCUCCAUUUCACCGACGGCUCGCAUAUGGACAAAGAAUAUGAAGCAGCUAUCAAUGUCAAAUCCACAAAUAGAGAUACUCGACUAGUCUUUUGGCUGGAUCGAGAUCUGCACAACCCGGUAGCUCGUCAUCUCGAGCAGCUCGAUCCAGGCCUCCACCCCAUAAAAUCUCACAAUCACGACCACCACACCGGAUCCGUGCCAGGAAUCGACUAUCUCCGCACCCCGGGUCUCGUCGACGUGGAGGCAGGUCGACUGCUUCCUCAUGACAUCCCCGGCCCAAUGAAUGAUGUGCUAGAUCUGAUGGAGCCCAUCCUAAAUGAUGCAAUUCGUCACAGAGCGACCAUGUAUAUCUUUGGUCAGCCAUAUGACGACGGUAUUCAUGACAUUCAUUUGAACCAGGGAAACCUACCGCAGUCUGAAAACGGUGUUUUUGAAGAUGGUGGACUCUUCUUCCGGUUCCCGGAUGGACAUUGGGAGGGUGUUUUUCUGGCGUUUGCAUCGCAGAGAGUUCCUACCGAUGAGAGUGGGAAGCCUGCUCAUUAUAGCACCACGUUGGCGCAGAUGCUGGGAUAUGAUCAAUAG
This is a messenger RNA of Aspergillus nomiae NRRL 13137, 675 nucleotides long. Its product is annotated as YukJ family protein. The record is from RefSeq and is a predicted model, not a curated record. Bases 1 to 675 code for a protein of 224 amino acids. Lineage: Eukaryota; Fungi; Ascomycota; Eurotiomycetes; Eurotiales; Aspergillaceae. The transcript has a single exon.